Messenger RNA from Mus pahari (shrew mouse), 761 nucleotides. RefSeq names its product ureidoimidazoline (2-oxo-4-hydroxy-4-carboxy-5-) decarboxylase (gene Urad). Lineage: Eukaryota; Metazoa; Chordata; Mammalia; Rodentia; Muridae. Gene Ontology annotation, molecular function: carboxy-lyase activity. The coding region runs from base 111 to 641 and encodes 176 amino acids. Gene Ontology annotation, biological process: allantoin metabolic process. The transcript has 2 exons. The record is from RefSeq and is a predicted model, not a curated record.
CCAGCAUGUGUGUUCAGCAAACACAAGCUGUGAGGAGGAGUUAGUGUCACUUGCUCGGUGAGAGCAGGUCACAGGCAGGACAGAACACUGCCUCCAGUCCAGUAUCAGCCAUGGACAUGGAGAAGGUCAACUCCAUGGACUUCGGUGAAUUUGUGGAUGUGUUUGGGAACAUCGUUGAAAAAUGUCCUCUGAUUGCAGCUGCUGUCUGGUCCCAGCGUCCGUUCUCCGGCUUGGAGGACUUAGAAAAUCACUUUUUUGCCUUUAUUGAUGCUCUCCCGAGAUCAGGCCAGGAGGGCAUCCUGCGUUGUCACCCGGACCUAGCGGGCCGAGAUUUGCAGCAGGGCACGCUCACCGCUGAGUCACAGCGUGAGCAGAGCCAAGCGGGUCUCACUAGCCUAGACACCGACGACCGGCUGCGGCUGCAGCAACUCAACGCGCAUUACCGUGAGCGCUUCGGUUUCCCGUUCAUUCUGGCAGCGCGCCUGAGCGACCGUACCACCGUGCCCCGGGAGCUAGCCCGCAGGCUACACUGCCAGCCGGAAUCCGAGCUGCGCACCGCCCUGGGCGAAGUGAAGAAGAUCAGCCACCUGCGCCUGACAGAUUUGCUCGGUGCCCAUUCCGCCAGGGUGGAACUACCGUGAGGCUGGGGAUCGGAACGCCAGCAGGGUGCUUCAGCGAGGGGACACCCUGCACCCUGGGCUGGCUCGGGCCUGGAAAGACAAUCCAUACACCCACACAAAGGAAGUGGAGAAUUGAAGCAA